AUGCCUUAUUUACAACCUACCUCUCUUCGUCAGAAAAAUCAAAGAUGGAUUCACAGCCAACAUUUUGUGUAUCAAUUAUGUCGUUCAUUAUUAACAGUUAAUGAAAUUGGUUUUUUUCUUGUGGCAAUUUUUAUGUUUUUGGUUGAAUUAAUAAUGCUUUAUCAAAUUAUACAGAGAGUUCCUUAUACAGAAAUUGAUUGGAAGACAUAUAUGCAACAAGUUGGAUGUUAUUUAAAAGGAGAACGGAAUUAUUCUAAAAUUGUUGGUGAUACAGGGCCGAUUGUUUAUCCAGCUUUUCAUCUUUAUAUUUACCGUUUAUUUUAUUCAUUAACUGAUGAAGGAAAGAAUAUUAGAAGAGCUCAAUAUAUUUUUGCUUUUUUAUAUCUUCUUAAUCUUUUACUUGUUUUUCGAAUUUAUUUUAAAAGUAAAAGGAUCCCUCCUUUUGUGCUUUGUUUAAUUUGCCUUAGUUCUUAUAGAAUACACUCAAUUUUUGUUCUUCGACUUUUUAAUGAUCCUAUAGCCAUGUGUUUAUUUUAUUUGGCUGUAAAUUUUUUCAUAUCAAGGCAAUGGAUUUUUGGCUGUAUUUUUUAUAGUGCAGCAAUUGGGGUAAAAAUGAAUAUACUUUUAUUUGCUCCGGCUCUUUUCUUUAUUUUACUUCUUAGUAAUGGUGUUUCAGAUACUUUUUGUCUUUUAUUUGUCUGUGGAUUUUUUUUUAUUUCUUUUGAAUUUCUUUUUAACAAUCCUUUUGCUUAUUUGAGUCGUGCUUUCGAGUUAAAUAGAGUUUUUCUUUAUACAUGGACGGUUAACUGGAGAAUUUUACCAAAAGAAGUAUUUUUAGACAGACGAUUUCAUCUUUUACUUUUAUUAUUUCAUUUGGCAUUUUUGAGUUUAUUUGCUCUUAAAGUUUGGUUUAGUGAACAAGGGGGGCUAAAAAAUCUUUUAAAAAGGCUUUGGUUUGGAAUUCGAACUAGACUUGAUACACAUGAUGUUCUUUUUUCACUUUUUACUGCCAAUUUAAUUGGAAUGACCUUUGCUCGGUCAUUACACUAUCAAUUUUACUGUUGGUACUAUCAUUCAAUUCCAUAUUUAAUAUUCUCGCCAAUUUACCGAUUUGAUCAUAUUUUGUAUAAUGGAGAUAAUAAUUCUUACACUAAUAAUAAUUAUAUUCCGUUUAAACAAAUUUUGUUUAGAUUAGCAAUUUUGUUUUUGAUUGAAAUUUGUUGGAAUAUUUAUCCUUCAACAUUUUCAAGUUCUUUUUUGCUACAUUGUCUUCAUGCAAUUAUUUUAUUUUUGGCAUUCAAAUGUAGAGUAAAUCGAAUUAAAAAUAUUAAUUAA
This is a messenger RNA of Meloidogyne enterolobii, 1335 nucleotides long. The record is from the annotation of a GenBank genome assembly. NCBI's taxonomy places the organism in Eukaryota, Metazoa, Nematoda, Chromadorea, Rhabditida, Meloidogynidae.